Messenger RNA from Erythranthe guttata (spotted monkey flower), 462 nucleotides. The record is from RefSeq and is a predicted model, not a curated record. Lineage: Eukaryota; Viridiplantae; Streptophyta; Magnoliopsida; Lamiales; Phrymaceae.
AUGCGUCUCCAGAAUCACCCAAACCCUAACCCUGAAAUUUUCCUCGAAUUCAACGGCAAAACAGUCCCCACCGAUGAAGAAAACAUCUCCGACGCAAUUAGCCUCGCCACUGAAGAGAUCGCCGGAAAAGGGAAAGGGAUUUCAAACAAACCCUUAACCCUAGUCGUGAAAAAGAACGGCGUCCCCGAUUUAACCAUGGUUGAUCUGCCCGGUAUAACUCGAGUUCCGGUUCACGGCCAACCCGAUGACAUCUACGAACAAAUCUCCAAAAUAAUCAUGGAGUUUAUCACACCGGAAGAGAGCAUAAUCCUCAAUGUUUUAUCGGCAGGUAUCGAUUUCUCGACCUGUGAGUCUAUAAGAAUGUCUCAGAAAGUUGAUAAAACCGGGCAGAGAACUCUUGCUGUUGUCACGAACCUUUUUCCAAUCCCCCGAAGGAUUGCCCCGCGCCCGGUCCCCGGCUGA